Molecule: messenger RNA, 3931 nt
Organism: Schizosaccharomyces japonicus yFS275
Lineage: Eukaryota; Fungi; Ascomycota; Schizosaccharomycetes; Schizosaccharomycetales; Schizosaccharomycetaceae
Product: aprataxin
Exons: 3
Coding region: 110-889 (259 amino acids)
Source: RefSeq, a predicted model, not a curated record
UAAAAAACAAGGAAAACCCUGUUGUUGUCCUUACUGUCACUGCCAGAAGAUACUACUUAAAUAAGACUUUCAUAACUAGUGCAAAUUUUUAAAUUGCUUCAUUUUGUUCAUGUACAUAAUGCCCAAGGAAAAAAAUGCGUUCAAGGAGUUAAUGUCUCGUAAAUUAUCAGUACCUGAUUACCAGAAUCCUAGUAGCAACGAUAGAUUGAAGAAAAGGAAUUAUUUUGAUAAAAGUACCAGGUCGUAUUGGGGCACGCAUCUGAGAAAGUAUCUUUUGAAACCAGAGGCGGAAUCAAACGUUCUGUACUUUGAUGAUAGUUAUGUUCUCAUUCGUGAUGCAUAUCCAAAAGCACAAGUGCAUUUAUUGUUGAUUCCUCGAGAUCAAGAUGUUUCGAAACUACAUCCAUACGAGAUAAUACGCACGCGCCCAGACAUUAUAAAGAAGCUUCUUCAGUUGAUUAAUGGUGAUCUGAAAAGCAUCAUUCUAAAGGAGGCGCGCUCAACUGUAUAUCAGGAUAUCGAAACAGUGGAUGAAGAAGAAAUAUGGAAUUUUUUAAAUAUUGGGUUUCAUUCCAAACCAUCUGAGAUGAACUUGCAUGUACACAUUAUCUCAAAGGAUAGUGUUUCCUCAAGUAUGAAGAAACCUCUUCAUUACAUUCUGUUUCACACCGAGUAUUUUAUCCCAUUGACAACAGAAGCACAAAACCUUCCCGAUAUAACACAGUUUGGUGACCAGUUUAUGAAACAGGACUUGGUUUGUUGGCGGUGUAAAUGCUCUUUUCAAAGAAAGUUUUCAUCAUUUAAGGAACACCUCAAUGUGGAAUUGGCAACCUACAAGGAGCUAACACUUCAGAGAUUGGCGAAAGAAUCAACGGAGAAAGAUGUUUAAUGAGAAUUAGAAAGUGUGUGAUUUUUGACAUUUUAAACAUAUCUUAAGUCACCAAAAGGCAAUAUUUGGUUAAUUCGUGUAGCGCCAGCGACAAGCAUGCACAGACGGUCCACACCGAUUCCCCAACCGGCUGUCGGCGGAAGACCAUACUGCAUAGCAUUAACAUAAUCUUCAUCUGGUAGCACAAUGUCUUCAUUUGGGAAUGCAUCUUUUUUCUCUACUUGCUGAAGAAACUUUCUCCGUUGUUCAUCUGGGUCAUUUUCUUCUUCGUAAGCGUUGCAAAGUUCGAUUCCGUUAAUGUAUAAUUCGAAGCGUAGUGAUACGCGUUGUUGCCUUGAGCUUAAAAUGAAAGACUGUGAUUUUGCCAAAGGUGCCAAGACCUCCGGAUGAUACAUUAGAAACGUGGGUUUACCUUGGAAAGACGGAAUUAAAAACUGAUCGGCAAGCUCAUCAAGCAUUUUUGAUGUUGUUUGUAUUUGAGGUAAUGCCUGUUGCAGUUUAUUAAAAAUAUGUCUUAAAGCUUCCCGACAAUGAUCUGAUUCAUCAAUGACAGGAAGCUCUUCACCAAGUGCCUUUUCUAAAGCAGGAAGGAAAGACACACUCUGGAAACUCUCUAAAGUGAGCUUGGAGUUCGGAACCUGUAAACUACCAUUAACCUGGUGAAAGAUAACUGCUAAUGUUAGAAUAAAAAGAAAACACAUUGAAAUUAACUCACAGCGUAAAACAUCCACUGUCAUUUCUUGAAGUUCUUCCAAGUUACUGUACGCUGUGUAUAUUUCACAGGAUGUAAAUUCUGGAUUAUGCGUUGCGUCUAUUCCUUCAUUUCUAAAACAUUUUCCGACUUCAAAAAUGCGAUCAAAUCCAGAGAUUACGAGUUGCUUGAGCCAGAUUUCUGGCGCACAUCUCAUUGAUAAUGGUGAACCGUGAAUGUCUGUACUCUUGAAAGGUCUAGCAGCAGCUCCCCCAAAGUGCCUUGACAAGACAGGUGUCUCAACUUCAAGGUAAUCAUGUUCUGUAAAGUAUUUUCGCAAAGAGCUUAUUGUUUGAAAACGUUUGCGAAUAUGAUCCGCCGUGUCUGUGUUCACAAGGUAACUUAGACACUGUUUUUUUGAGUAUUCUUUUGUAAUGUUUAGUUUUUCUGGAAUGUCUUGUAAGCAGGGAGCCAGUAAAGUUGGUUUUUUGUCGACGAAAACAGUGAGCUCACCGGACUUUGUUGUCCCAACAAAACCGGAUACAGCUACGAUAUCGCCUCUCCGAAGGCAAUGAACUGCUUUCAUGCAAUCUGAUUGUUCGACAUCGGGAAAACGCAAUUUAGAAAAAGCCAAUUGAAUAGAAUCGCCGUUUUGAACAAUAUCCGCAAACACAAGACCUGAUCCAAAUACGCGUAGCCUGGACAGCCUCCCACAUAUAGAUACUUUGUGCUGAGAAUGCUCCCCUUUUUCGAAUUUGGAACCGUAGCUCUUCCGAAUAUCCUUUAUACUAAAACUUGGUUUCAAUGAAGGAUUGAAUCUUGGGUAAAGCUGCAAUUUAGCAUCCCUGAAAGUUUGAAAGCGUGUUUCUUUACUCGGCCAUGCUCCUUGAAGACUCUUGGAGUGCUUAUAACGCGUAAAACGAGAAAACGGAUUCAAUAAGAAAGCUGAAGCUCCACGCCAUAAACCAUCUCUUUGCUUCAAAGGUUUGAUGUAAUUGAAUAAGAAAAACAUAAUACUGAAACCAUUUGAUACUUCAUUAAUCCAAAGCUUUAAGCUCGAGGACACGAGUUUAGCGUAGGGGUAGGUUCAAAACCAAAAAGCUACAAAAUAGAACUAGUUGUAGUUUUUUGAGCUUUCAAUAACGGAUUAUAUUGUCAUUUACGUAUCGUUUUCUGCAUAUUCUACUCGAAACCUCCUUGCUAUGAAGGGCUUAAUAAUGAACGGAAAUGAUCAAUAGAUCUAGGAAGUAACGGACGGAACAAGAGAAUAGUAGUAAUAAUGGUACUUACUAACGCUAAUAAUUUUUUUUGAAGAUAGUUUUAUUCGCUAUUCCGCCCAUAGAUUAUGUGAACAAGCUGCCUAAAAAUCCGGACUCACUAAAAGUCGUUUACGAAUAGUGCCCAAGUUCCAGACACGCUUUGAUUCUGGAUUAAUGGCCAUGAGCUCUUGGAGAAAAGCACACUCAGAACCAGGUUGAACCAACAAGCGUGUGCCUGCAAUCUCCAGUACUGUUUUUCCUGACUCGUGGACAUACAUGGUGCCCACCUGACCAGCAGGGGGACAAGAAGCAGGAUUAAGAUCAGCCCCCCCUUCAAAUUCAGGCAAGAUGUCGGGAAACUGUAACAGCAAAGCGUGUCCCUAGAGUUUGUUAGCCGUCAAUGAACAAAAAUAUAAAAGUGCUGAUGCAAACACACACCUCUUCUGUUUCACCGGUCUCUUGACCGUCUAUUUUAAAAUCCUGCGCCAAUGUUUGGAGAUCGAGGAAUAUCCGUUCUUCCUCAACCUUUUCCAAACUUUUCAUCUGUGCCUCCUCCGAAACUUCCUCGGUCUUGUUCUUUUCUGUAUCGUCGACUUCGAUAACGACACGAUCAGAAACAACCGGAACCAUAAAGUUUGCUGAUGUUGUAGCACCUAAGAGCUCGGCGUCAUCCGUCAACUCCUUCAGUUUCUCAAGAUUGACACAGUUCUCCUCAUCCUUAUCCUCUGAGGAGCCUUUUUUACUUGAAAUGAGUUUUGCCAAAGCAUCGUCCUCAGCAGAAGCCUGCCAUCCAGACUGAGCAAUUCCACCAACAGCAGGUCCUCGGGCAGCUGGUGCUGCUGCUGGUCCCAUAGCGAAAGGACCAGAAGCCGUCAAAGGCAAUUCGUGUUUUGGGCGUCUUUGACGCCAAGUGGGCUUCACAUCCUCCAAAAAUUCAUUUUUAAUUUUCUGUUCCUCUUGAAGUCUCUCAGUGUCUCCUCCGCGCCUUCUGGGAACAAGUUUGGGCGUAAAUUUGCGCAUAUUGGUACGUGCUAGGCAGAAUGAACUGGCUUGCAGAAGGCUACCGUAUUAACGAAAUGUAGUGAUGUGUAG